AUGGAGCACGUCCCCUACAUGUCGGGCAAGACUACAUACGACUCGACAGGUCUAAAUAUACCCACCAGCCAAGUGCAUCGACAUGCACUGAGACUUUAUGACAGAGCUAUUGCCAGCGUUCGACAGUUGACUAAGAGUCAUCAGAUGGAUGACUCGUUCGUGGUCUUGAGCUAUAUCCUCUUUGCAUCAGUGGAAUUCCAGCAACGAAACGUUAAGACUGGGAACGAUCUCGUGAAAAGAUGCUGCCAAACUUUGAUCAAAAAUCUUACGUCGCUUGACACCAGACAGAACUGGACCGCCGGCCAAGUCGUUCUGCAAGUGCUUCCGUCAUUCGUGUUGAAGAAGGGCAUUCUCAUCUCAACUUUUGGAAACGCUCUACCACCCAAGUGGGCUGCCAACGAAGAAGUCGAUAAUAUGUUCAAAGCGGUACUAUCCAGAUCCCCUACUCUGAACGAAGCUAGAGUUCAAUUUCGAACUCUGGUGUAUGACUCUUACGAACUGCUCAGAUUAGCGGACUUUUUCCCUCUCUUCAAAGAUGAUCACCCGGAGAGGGUCGCGUUCUCGUCACAACGCCAAUCAUUAUUGACCAAAUUGAUGAAAUGGAAAGUGUCCAUGACUGCCGUGAGGAGUGGGACGUCCGACGUGGAGUCCGACUGGAUACGUUCGUACCUUUUGUUGUAUUGGGCAGUCUGCUACACAUCUCUGGCAGCAUGCAUCAGCACUCAACAGACCAUCUUCGACGACUAUAUGGACCACUUUGCUGAUAUGGUCGAGCACGCCACGGUUUAUGUGAGGCAUAGCGCCCAAUCGACGAAUAUUCAACUACUGUCCGGUUUUGAUCCCGGAGUCGUCCCACUAUUGUACUUCUGUGCGACUAAAUGCCGAGACCCGACACUAAGGCGAGAGGCGCUACGUUUGAUGCGUCUGGCUCUACAGCAAGAAGAACCUUGGGCAUUUGUCGCGCCUGACCGCGUGGCUGCGAAACUCAUCGCGGUCGAGGAGGGCGAAGAUGAUCUCUGUUACUCAAAGCACCCCCCAGGAUCGCAAUAUGCUGGCCUGCCACCAGAAGAGCGCCGGUUCGCUUAUGUCAGUGUGGUGAGCCGCCAGGCGCCCAGCAGCAGACCGCGCCUGGCUCUCGAAAUGAGUAGAUUUGAAUUUGCAACUGAUGGUUCGAGAAGGACAAUCACCGACUAUGCCUGGCUGGACGAGGGGGUCGAGGUGCGGCCUGGAGCCUAUUUUGAGAGCCGGGGCAUGGCCACACGAUAUGGAGAUGUACCUUCCUCGGUACUCGACCCAGUCUUACCAACUAGGGGAGGUACAUAG
Capronia epimyces CBS 606.96 is the source of this 1323-nucleotide messenger RNA. RefSeq lists its product as uncharacterized. The transcript has a single exon. Lineage: Eukaryota; Fungi; Ascomycota; Eurotiomycetes; Chaetothyriales; Herpotrichiellaceae. The record is from RefSeq and is a predicted model, not a curated record. Bases 1 to 1323 code for a protein of 440 amino acids.